Molecule: messenger RNA, 1641 nt
Organism: Exophiala mesophila
Lineage: Eukaryota; Fungi; Ascomycota; Eurotiomycetes; Chaetothyriales; Herpotrichiellaceae
Exons: 2
Coding region: 712-1455 (247 amino acids)
Source: RefSeq, a predicted model, not a curated record
GGUCUUGCUCUUUAGCCCUAUCCCCAAAGAGACUUGGAGGCAAUGAUGGUCCCAAGAAGUCUUGCAAUCUCCUGGGGCUUUUGUCACAUGUCAUGGUAGCCGAGGACUGGGACCUACGCUGGUUGGCAGCUUCAUGGCCUUGCUAGUGCCCUAAUCGUCUUACUGGGUGACUGUUUGUUGGACCGCCAAAUGGGCCGACUGAGGUCCGAGAUGGCAAUAUGCUGCAGUUGGCAUGCUCCGGGUUUCUGACGCUGUCAGAUAGUUUGGCCCCGGGACCUGUACCUGUCCUCGCCUUUUGUGAUCCCAUCAUCCCCCACAAGGUCUAGCUGCCCAUAGCCCGCUGCGACGAAGAAACAUGCGGCUGUUCUGGCGCCUAUAUGGCCCCUCUUGGCCACAUUCGGUCAGGCACUCAUGGUGACAAGUCGAUAGUCUAUGCGUACUUGGAGGUCACAUUGAGGCCCUUCAGACGAAGCCAUCGUUGAGUCUGCCUUGCUAUUGUUGAGCACAGGUCUGAUCUCAGCAUUCAUCUUUGUUUGUCACGGAGAUGAAGACAGAAAAAGACUUUGAAGUAAGGCAGGUUGAACUCCCGGGCUCCAUUCAUACGUCCCAGGUCAACGACAUCGAACUCGAUCACGUUCUCAGAGAACAUCUCGCUCGUCCCAAAGCCGCAUUGCUCUUGAUGCGAGUCUAUCAUUGUCCGACGAAUCUCUUAUGGCGUCCCCUGUUCAAACAUCGCCCCUUGGACGCCCAAGCAACCGACUGCCUCGAAUACAAAGCCCAUCUGGGAAAGUGAGGAAGGACAAGGUGCGACAAGGGAAGCUAAUUCGGUGUUGGACCGAUGAAGAGGAGUCUUUCUUGGUCCGGAGCCGUGAUCGAAAGAUGUCUUACAAGGACAUUGCACACUCUCUAGACAAAUCGCCGCUUGCCUGUCGCCUCCACUAUCACCACAUGACAGUCGGACGAAAAGUUCACCGAGUAGGUGACGGGGAGGAUGGUCGAUCUGAGGGUAGCACCAGCAUCUCACCUCCUAUCGUACCCGUGGAGGGAUUUUUCCAGUCUUCCACAGGGGCGCACCCCGGUGUCAAUACCGACUCCUCUCCUUCAAAGUUGCCGAGAGGUCAGCUUUGUACUCUGCCCAGCUUUGACGUCUUCAUCCGGAGUACGUUCCCAGUCGACCCAACUCAUAGGAGAAGCUGCUCCAUGCCUAUGCCUCGGAGAGAUUCUCCGAUAGAGCGACGAAAAGGACAAGAUAUGUACGAGGAUGCAUCAUCAAGUUGCGGCAAACUAUCACGGACUUUGUCAGGCACACUGAUCAAGCCUCCCGGGAGUCUUUCCGCAAUCACUGGGAGCCUGUCAAUGCCCUCCGAGCAGUUUAUACGUUUAUGCCAUCGGCAAGAUCAUCACGAGCCUGUGCAGAAUGACUGGCUCCUCCAGUCACAUAUAUCAAGGGGAUAGCCUACCAUAUCUGCCGAGGGAAGGACACUAUCCCCACUGGUGUUCCCAUGUGCCCGGCAACAGAUCGCCACCAGUUCAGGCAUGAUCAAACCUCGUGCCGGCAGUCGUGAUCUCUGCAUACUUCACUGCCCGAGACUAGGGGGGCGUACCACGCACAAAUGAGCUGUCGAGUGGGGGAUUUUGGAC